GUCUCAAUGACUGUUUGUCGUUGGGUAUGUUGACAAGAUGGAGUUCUUGCUGGGAAAUCCAUACAGUACUCCGGUGGGGCAGUGCAUUGAAAGGGCCACUGAUGGAUCCCUACAAAGUGAGGACUGGACUUUGAAUAUGGAGAUAUGUGACAUAAUUAAUGACACAGAGGAUGGGCCUAAAGAUGCUAUAAGAGCUGUGAAGAAGAGGCUUAAUGGAAAUAAGAACUACAGGGAGGUUAUGCUUACACUCACGGUUCUUGAGACAUGCGUAAAGAACUGUGGGUAUCGUUUCCAUGCACUCAUCACCACCCGGGACUUCAUCGAUGGAGUUAUGGUGAAAAUCAUAUCCCCCAAAAACAAUCCACCCGCCAUAGUGCAGGACAAAGUUCUAGCUCUGGUACAGGCUUGGGCAGAUGCCUUCAGGAGCAGUCCGGAUUUGACAGGAGUGGUCCACGUCUACGAGGAAAUGAAAAGGAAGGGUAUAGAGUUUCCUCGUUCUGACUUGGAGACCCUGUCCCCCAUCCACACACCACGGCAGCAAAGUAUUCCAGAAAUAGAGCAGCAGAAAUACAGCGCCCCAGUCCAACCUAAACCACAGCCUCUCCCUGGGCCCGCCCCUCCUUUCACCGCACCUGUGACCCACACUUCUCCACAGUUGCCCAAUCUCCACAUCUCUGGACCUAUUAACCCAUCACCUGAACAGAUUUGUAAGCUGCGCAGUGAGCUAGACAUUGUGCGUGGGAACACUAAGGUGAUGUCGGAGAUGUUGACCGAGAUGGUUCCAGGUCAGGAGGAUCCAUCUGAUCAUGAGCUUCUGCAGGAGUUGAACAGGACAUGCAGGGCCAUGCAGCAGAGGAUAGUUGAGCUCAUCUCUCGCGUGUCCAACGAGGAAGUCACAGAAGAGCUCCUGCACGUUAAUGAUGACCUCAACAACAUCUUUUUAAGAUAUGAGAGAUAUGAGAGGUUCCGAUCUGGCCGAUCAUCUCAAGGCAUUAACAAUGGGGUCCUGAAUGAAGCUACAGAAGAUAACCUGAUUGAUCUGGGACCAGGGUCUCCAGCUGUUGUCAGCCCCAGGAUCAGCGCUACUCCUCCGUCCAGUCUCCCUCCCUCUGUGGCACCAGUUCGCUCUGCUUCUCCCGUCACACUUUCCUCCAGACUGGCUGGUUUGGAUGUCGGUUCAGAGAGUGUGAGUGGCACCUUGAGCUCUCUGGCCAGUUGUCAACCCCAAGAUGACUUUGACAUGUUUGCCCAGACCAGGACUGGAACCAUUCCUGACCAGCGAAAGAAUGUGCCAUUUGAGGACACAAAGGCUUCGAGUGGAGUGGCCCCAACUUUGGAUGUCAUACAGCAGAACACUGGGGCAGCUGUUGACCAGUCCUCUGUCAUGGAUGACAUUGAGGAAUGGCUCAGUACUGACGUGAAAGGAGAUGAAGGAGAGGAGGGUGUGACAAGUGAAGAGUUUGACAAAUUUUUAGAGGAGAGGGCCAAAGCAGCAGAGAUGGUGCCCACGCUGCCGACGCCCCCUAGCGACGAUCUUUCUGCUACCGCAGGCGCCGCUGUGAACGCAAGUAAAAAGGCGGGACGCUCUGAAGACACCCUGUUUGCCGUGUAGAUAAGUGUCAGUUUUUCUGGGGUGGUCCAGCAUUCUGUGUGCGUGUGAUGGGUCAGUCACUUAGCAGAUCCAUCAGCCUCCCUCUUUCCCUUCUGCUACCUGCAUUUCUAGCACAAUCGACACUAUCACGGUGUUCACUGAACUGUUUCAUGAUAGUAUGCAUUUUCAUAUUGGACAUUUUCAUACUCCAUAAACUUCAUUCCAUUGAAAGUGCUGUAGAAGAAUAUCCCCUGUAUCUCCCUCCAAAAACAUGUUGUUCCAUGUGGGUUUGAGAGGUUGAUGUCUAUUUUUUUAAUGAAUAUUUGUGAUUUCGAACAAGAUUCAUGUUAAGUCUACUGCAAAAUCUGACCAUGUUUACCUUUGUGUUCACUGUGGUCCUGCAUGCAACAGCAGAAACAGCCUAUCCAUGUUUUCUCAAUCUUUUAAGGGAGCUUAAAAUAUUUAUUUUAGUUUACUUUCCAAAUUAGUUAUUUUAAAGGGAUAACUUUAACUUGGUGUUAUUUAUUGAGGGAAUUUCCAGAUUAUACCACUGACAAGUUUUAGGUUAGGGUUUCAAUAUGCACAUUCGGACAAAUUUUUACAAAAUUUUCACUCGGAGCUUAAAAUUACAUUCUUUUACACAUGGAUAGUGAUUUCUUAUAUCAAGCUCUGGACAGGACAAAACAGAGGCAUGGUUACAGUAUUCCACUUUUUUUUAACAAGCUAUUCACAUAUAACACCACAAGCUAUAACAUUGGUAUUUUAUUUGAAAGGCGAAUUUCAAAUUGAAAAAAAAUCACAAACUGAACAUUGUGCUGUGUAAUUGUUUUAGAGGGAAGUGACAUGUCCGUAUCACAUCUUUGAACUACUCCGGUCGUAUCAGAAGGGAAAUUUCUAUAAUUUCACUGGAUACUUUUAAAUGUUAUUAUUUUUUCUUGCAAAAUCGUUGUCUAUUUGAACGAAUUGAUAGGAACAAUAAUUAUGUAUUUGUAUUUUAAUUUGCACUGAAAGCAUUAUUUGCCUUUUGGCUGUUCAAAGGUUUAAAAAUGUAAAAUAUUGCUCUAUUCAAUGCUGCCUACUAUAAGACGGAAAACAAAUGAAGUUAGAGGAGUGAUGGUGACUGCAAGGCAGUUUAAAUUGGAUUUUACGUUGCACAACUGCAGCAGAAAUGGUGUUAAGUUUGCGUUCUUAUAAGGAAAGGAAAUGGAUCUGCCUUAAAGAACAGAAUGUAGGGAGUUUAACAGCUAAUGGUCAUUUAUGUUGGGUACUCAUGUUCGCACAUUUGAACUUUUGUUGGUGAGGUAAAUGUGCUAAUGAAAUAUCUUAUGUUUGAGUCUCUCGCUUGUGUGUAUACUGCUUUGACGGACCAAAUGUUUAACUUGAGCAAACAUUAGCAAAUAUUUUGAGCGUAGAGUCAACCUUAUUCAUAUAUGGCUUGUAGAUUCCAAAGAGGUUGUAGUUAUGUUCGUUAAAGAUUUUAUUUGUAUAAGUGGACGCAAAAUCGCAAAUCAAAGGGACAGUUCACUUUUUGUUUGCAUGGAUAAUAAUUUUAUAUGAUUUCACACUACACAUGAUGUAAUAUAAUAACCCCAGAUUUUUUAAGUAACUAAGCUGGGCCCUUUUGCUCUUGUAAUAUCAGUGAUGUUACUGUGGAGUUUAUUGAGGAUCGCCUUCUUUGGCAGAUUUUUGGAGAGUUCAAUGUGCUUGUAAACUUUACUGUUUGGCCAAACGCAGGUGUGCAGUUUGUUAAAGGAAAACAGCGUCAGGUUAUAAAGUACACUGCAAAAAAAUUAUAAAAAAAUGUUACAGACCGUAAAAUAACAGUUUUUCCCUGUAGGAUUACGUGGCUUUUUCUGUACUUUUGCGGUUUUGACCGUAUUUCCCAAAAAAACCCUGAAAUUAUCAGCCGGGGCAACAGAAAUAAAAAUAAAAUACAAAAAUAUUUCCCUGUAAACUUAUGUUUUCCAUGUUUUUCUUGUAAAUUUUCGGUCCUUUUCUGUAAUUUUAUGCUUAAAAAAUAGUAAAAUUCUAUAAUAUUUAAUUAUUUGUUUUAUUGACAUUAUAUGUGAAAAAUCUGUAGAAAAUAACAGAAAACUUCUAUAAAAUUAAGUUUUUUUUUGUUUGGGAAAAAUAUAAAAAUGGGAAGCAUUUUACGCAUUUAAUUAUCUGGAUAUGAGGUUGCUUAAUAAUGCAAGCAUUAAAAUACUGUGGCUGCUAUUUAUUUCUAAAUAUCCAGAGACUUGAGGGAUAUCGUUUGAUGUGUUUUGUCAAGAAAGAUGUAGAUCUUAACAUAAAUAUUCAUUAAUAUACACUAAAUUCUAUUUAAAACACGGAAAACUAUAUUUCCCAUGGAUGCUAACUAUCCCUUUGAUAUGCUGUUGUUGUUAUUCGUUUUUAACACUAUUGCUUUAGUGGCUCAUUGUGACAUUAAGGAAUUUGUAACUCUUGGAAAUGGUUAUUUAUCACGUUAUCAGCAACUACGUUUAUUGAAGGUUUUUCAGCAACAUGUGCAAUUGCAUCUAUAAAUACUGCACUACAGUUUGAUAUUAAGUAAGUUUGGCUGUAAAUCUAUCUCUGAAAUGUACAGUUUGAGAAUGUAAAACAAUUUAUUUUGAUGAAUCAGUAUUGAUUAAUGUAUAUUAGUAUGAAGGGACUGUAAAGAUCAGAAUCAUGUGCUUUGUUACCACAUUUUGCUUAUUUGACUGUGGUUUUCAAGCUGGAGGGGAAAUCAUUAUCUUACAAGGUAUCUUCUAAAUAUUAUUCCCAAUAUGUGAUUGUGAUAAUAUCAGAUUACUCAAAUGUUUUUUCUUUUUUUUUUCACUGUUGACCACAUUUCUUUAUGGCACCUUUCUUCUCUUUGAUGUUUUUGGAGUUGUGUGUGUCUAUGUUUGAACAGCUCCUAAUAUCCUGAUAUCCGUUGCACACCAUUUAUUCUGUAUUUAAGGAAGUGAGAGAAUCAAGCUUUCCCAAAUGCUGCAUUUCUAUUAAAGCUGACAAUGCAGUGUGUGCGCGUGUACGUGCGUGUGUGUUUGUGAGGGGCUGGCGCAAGUUCUCUCUUAACCAGCAAUCUUUGCUGUGAUCUGGGUUUGCAGAUUGUGCUGGUUGUUGGUCCGUGUGCUUACCUGUUGUUAUACCUCAAGUUGCGCUCUGUACUGUUUGAUUCAUGCAUGUGUUGAACUCCAAUAAAAUAUACCAAGAUGGUGA
This is a messenger RNA of Triplophysa dalaica, 4795 nucleotides long. It is a transcript of the gene tom1l2b, whose product is annotated as target of myb1 like 2 membrane trafficking protein. Gene Ontology annotation, molecular function: phosphatidylinositol binding; ubiquitin binding; clathrin binding. The coding region runs from base 38 to 1612 and encodes 524 amino acids. NCBI's taxonomy places the organism in Eukaryota, Metazoa, Chordata, Actinopteri, Cypriniformes, Nemacheilidae. Gene Ontology annotation, cellular component: endosome; membrane. The record is from RefSeq and is a predicted model, not a curated record. Gene Ontology annotation, biological process: signal transduction. The transcript is spliced from 15 exons.